Molecule: messenger RNA, 8301 nt
Organism: Spodoptera litura
Lineage: Eukaryota; Metazoa; Arthropoda; Insecta; Lepidoptera; Noctuidae
Source: RefSeq, a predicted model, not a curated record
UCACAAUAUUCACUUUUUAUUUUCCUAUUUCAUCUGUGGGAAUGGCGAUUGACGAUUUGGGUGUCAAGAGAUUUUAGAAAAUCUUGUGCGAGUAAUUGCGUUGCAUUAUCAGCUUGGUGUAAUUAUAACUUGAGCUUUAGAUUUUAUUAAAUAAUUUGUUGUCGAUUUUAUUUAACAUCGAUGAUCAGUGCGAAUUGAUUACAAGUGGUGACCUGGGCCACUAAAUCAAGAAGAUGGCGGAAGUGGAUCCAGAAACCCUUUUAGAAUGGCUGCUGACUGGGCAGGGUGAUGAGCGUGACAUGCAACUCAUUGCUCUUGAACAGCUAUGCAUGCUGCUUCUCAUGUCCGACAACGUAGACCGAUGCUUUGAAAGCUGUCCUCCUCGAACAUUUCUCCCAGCAUUAUGUAAAAUCUUCUUAGAUGAAUGUGCACCUGACAAUGUAUUGGAAGUGACAGCCAGAGCUAUUACAUACUAUCUGGAUGUUUCUGCGGAAUGCACAAGAAGAAUUGUAGCUAUUGAGGGAGCAGUCAAAGCUAUUUGCAGCAGAUUGCUCACCGUUGAUCCCAACAACCGUACCAGCAAGGAUCUCGCAGAACAGUGCAUUAAAGUGUUGGAGUUAGUUUGCACUAGGGAGGCUGGUGCCGUUUGGGAAGGUGGUGGCCUGCCUGCAGUGUUACACUUCAUUACGCAUCAUGGUACAUCUGUGCACAAGGACACUCUCCACUCAGCUAUGGCAGUAGUAUCAAGGGUUUGUGGCAAAAUGGAACCAGGUGACGCUCGCGUGGGUGACGCAGUUUCGUCUCUAUCAGCACUUCUACGUCACAAUGACGCGCGGGUCGCAGACGCAGCACUGCGCUGUUUCGCAUCGCUAGCUGACAGAUUUGCGCGUGCGCACGCUGACCCGGCUCCUCUCGCUGAACAUGGUUUAAUAGAGGAAUUAGUGCGCCGCCUGGGCAGUGCCGAGAGUGGCGAUGAUAAAUGUUCAGCUCCAGCUGUGUCUACUACUGUUAGCUUAUUAUCUACAUUGUGCCGUGGUUCUGCACAAAUUACUCAUGAUCUCGUCCGUUUGGAGUUGUGCUCAGCUGUGGAGGCGGCAGUACAGGCUGAUGAGCGUUGGUGUCUGGAAUGUAUGCGGCUAGUGGACUUACUGCUUGUUCUCUUAUGUGAAGGACGACAUGCUAUACAGAAUGGGUCGAACCGUAACGGUAGUUCGACGUCGGGGUCGAGUGCGUCGGGCGGAGCCAGCGGCGAGGGCUCGUCGGGCGGCGGCAGCGGCGCGCGCGGGGACAAGUCGCACCGACAGCUCAUCGACUGCAUCCGCGGCAAGGACACCGACGCCUUACUGGCCGCCGUCUCCAGCGGCGCAGUCGAUGUCAACUUCACUGACGACGUCGGACAAACCCUACUCAACUGGGCCUCGGCCUUCGGCACAAGGGAAAUGGUUGAAUUCUUAUGCGAGAAAGGUGCUGACGUGAAUCGUGGUCAACGUAGUUCAUCUUUACAUUACGCAGCUUGCUUCGGUCGUCCAGCUAUUGCUAAAGUGCUACUUCGUUAUGGUGCAAAUGCAGACCUACGCGAUGAAGAUGGAAAAACACCUCUUGACAAGGCCCGGGAAAGACAUGACCAAGGUCAUAGAGAAGUGGCAGCGAUCCUGCAGUGUCCCGGAGAGUGGUUGGUAGUCGGUAAUCACGAUUCGCCUUCACCGACCAAUGAUGACGAUUUCCCUGAAACUGGCGACAAGGAAAUGGCAGCAGUAUACCUCGAACGCCUGGUGCCGGUGUUCUCUGCGCGCUACCUGGGCGCGGGCAGCGCGGGCGUGCGGCGCGCGUGCCUGUCGCUGGUGCGCAAGAUGGUGCACUACGCGCCGGCGCGGCUGCUGCGCGCGCUGUCGCUGCGGCGCGAGCCGGCCGCGGCCGCGCUGCUGACGCAGCUGGUGGCGGCCGUGCUGGACGACGACGACGACGGCCAUCUCAUAGUUCUCGGUAUAGCCGAGGAGUUGAUGGUGAAGGCUUCGGACAUAUAUUUAGAACAGUUCGCGCGCCUCGGCGUCUUUAGUAAAGUGGAGAGUCUCGCUGCCGCUCCGGCCGCUUUCUUGUCGUCGGAUAGCGAAAGUUCCAAUAAUCCUGGGAGCAGCGAGGACGCGUCGUGCCUGGCGAGCGGCGUGGGCUACUCGUGGGCGGAGUGGGCGCUGUGCCGCGGCCGCGACGCGCUCUACGUCUGGAGCGACGCGGCCGCGCUGGAGCUCAGCACGGGCAGCAACGGCUGGUUCCGCUUCCUGCUGGACGGCAAGCUGGCCACCAUGUACUCCAGUGGCAGCCCCGAGCAUCAGACUGACAACACCGAAAAUCGUGGAGAGUUCAUAGACAAACUGCAAAGAGCGCGAGCCUCUGUGAAGAAUACAGUUCCUCAACCGAUCCUCUCGAAACCUGGACCAUCUAAACUAAUUAUAGGCAACUGGUCUCUCUCAUGUAAAAAGGAAAAAGAACUUCAAAUCCACAAUACAGAUGGUCAGCAGCAAACUACCAUACUCAGAGAAGACUUGCCUGGCUUCAUUUUCGAAUCCAAUAGGGGCACUAAACACUCAUUCACUGCUGAAACAUUUUUGGGACCUGAGUUAGCAAGCGGCUGGACUGACCGCAGGAAUGUGACUCCUCAUAACGCGGUGAAUGCAAGCCGUUCCCGAUUAGCAGCUAAAGCAGAGGCAUUGAAAGCACAGGUCUGCGAGCGAGCCCGCGCACUGUACUCGCGCCACCUGGCCAACGCGGCGACGCGCCAGCCGCGGCCGCCCGUGGCGCGCCUGCGGGCCCUGCUGGCGCGCAUGCAGCGCCUCGCCACGCAGCCCACGGAUGAUUGGCAAAACGAGUUAAACGAGUCUCUGGAUCAGUUAACCGAGUUAUUGUGCGGUGAUGAAUUACUCUCUGCCUACGAAUUGCAGUCGUCUGGACUUGCACCUUCCUUGCUGCAAGUACUUUCACCACAAGCUAAUGAUGCGGCGGGGCAGGCGGCGGCGCGCGCGCGGCUGGUGCGGUCGUGGGUGGCGCGGCGCGGCGGCGCGGCGGGCGGCGUGCUGGCACGGCUGGUGGCCGUGCUGGAGUCGGUGGAGCGCCUGCCCGUGCUGGCGCCGCCCGACGCGCCGCCGCCGGCCAGCGGCUCGCUGCACACGCUCACCAAGCGCAUACGUUUGCGUGUCGAACGUGCUAAUGAUGAAGCUACCGAAGAUACAAUGUCAAAUAACGGCAACAACGCCGGCCGUAACUUGAAAGUAGAAGCACUUACAACAGUACGACAGCUCGAGAGAUUCCUCGCUAAAUCUGUCGCCCGCCAGUGGUACGAUAUGGACAGAGCCACUUUCAAUUUCGUGCAGAAAAUAAAAGCAGAAGCACCUAUCACAUUUACUUAUGAUCACGAUUUUGACGAAAAUGGGAUUAUUUACUUCAUCGGCAGCAAUGCAGGCACUUGCGAAUGGGUUAACCCUGGUGCACAUGGCUUAGUCAGUGUUUGGUCAUCUGAUGGAAGGCAGUUACCUUAUGGUCGGGCUGAAGAUGUGUUGUCGAGGUCGCCUGAACCUUUGAACGUUCAUACCAAUGAUGACAGACGAGCUUUUAUAGCUGUAGACUUAGGUUUACAAGUUAUCCCUACUGCGUACACGAUGCGUCAUGCUCGUGGAUACGGGCGUUCGGCUCUGAGGAAUUGGCUUUUCCAAAUGUCGGCUGAUGGUGUGACAUGGACUACUCUGUUGGCUCACAACGAUGAGCAAACAUUACAAGAACCAGGUAGCACGGCUACCUGGCGCAUACGAUCCGACGCGCCAUAUCGCUUCUUAAGAAUACAACAAAAUGGGAAGAAUGCCAGUGGACAAAGCCAUUACUUGUCACUGUCCGGACUUGAGAUAUAUGGCAAGGUAUUGAGCGUGAACGAGGUGGGUCCGCGUCAGAUGGGCGGCGCUAGCUCGGCGGUGGGCGCGGCGGUGGGCGGGGCGCGCGCGCGGCGCUGGUCGCGCGGCGCGCGCGGCGUGUGCGCGGGCGCGCGCGUGCUGCGCGGCCCCGACUGGAAGUGGCGCGACCAGGACGGCCCGCACCCCGCGCUCGGCACCGUCACCUCCGACCUCCACAACGGAUGGGUCGACGUCAGGUGGGACCAUGGCGGACGUAACUCUUACCGUAUGGGCGCGGAAGGUAAAUUUGAUCUCAAAGUGGUGAGCGGUGGCGCCACUGGUGGUGAGGCCAAACAAGGUCGCAAGAGCCACUCCACUCCUAGUCUGCCCGACGCUACGGCUGUAGAUCAUCAGGUAUCGGUAGCAUCGACGGAGCAGGCGUCGUCUGCGGACAACAUCUCGAGCGAAGAGAUGGCCAGCAACAUGUCGCGGCCACGCACGCACGCCACCGACCUCUCCGCCAUCAAUAACUCUACACACCAUAUCAACACAGAUCUAGCAACAAUAGUAGAAUCUCUAACCUUGGGAGCUGAGAGCAAUAACUGCAUUGAUUUGGCCAACACGUCAUUUACAAAUAUGGAAAUGGGACCCACAAGUAUCACCGACAUUACUAAACCAUAUCCAGCCAAAGAACCAGUACCAGAAACAACUAGUCAAGAGUGUGAAGACAACGAAGGUGCCGACGGUCAGUACGGCGACCACAAGAAGGACACUCAGUCCGGCGGCUCGGGGGCCAUGAGCGCUAGUGAACCAGAUCUAACGCAACAGGGUGCCGCAAGAUUACUGGAAUCUCUUGGAGUUGGUCGUGGUUCUGGCGCAGGGCGCGGCAACAACCCGCAGCGCGCAACGAGAACUAACCACUCAACUAGUCUUUUCCCUAGUUUGGUGCGUUUAGCUCUAUCGAGCAACUUCCCAGGAGGUCUGCUAUCAGCUGCCCAGAGCUAUCCGUCGCUAGUACCAAAUGCUCAAAAUGCGCUCACACUGUCUCUGACUUCUACAUCAAGUGAAAGUGAACAGGUGUCGUUAGAGGACUUCCUGGAGUCUUGCCGAGCUCCCGCCCUUCUCACCGAGUUGGAAGAUGACGACGAGGGAGAUGACGCACUCGACAGUGAUAAGGAGAACGAACCCACUUAUCAGGAGGUAGUAUCACGGAAUCUUUUGUCGUUAAUGGAGGAAGAGGCAUUAGAAGCAGUUCGUGGCAACAGCGGCCAGGGUAGCCGCCAGCGUAAACCUUGGGAUGACGAUUUUGUGCUAAAGCGACAGUUUUCAGCGCUUAUACCGGCUUUCGAUCCUCGCCCAGGAAGAACCAAUUUGAAUCAAACCGUCGAUUUAGAAAUUCCGUUAAAUGAGUCAUCGGACGGAGAGGAGAGUAGCAGCACGGAUACAGCGGGCGCGUCGGCCGCCGCCGGCCGCCUGGCCGCCGACUUGGAAAUUCCAAGUGUCAUGCAAUCAACCAAAACAACUUCACUAAAUCACGACAAUUGCACGACAGCGCGUGUCGUGCAAAUAAUAAUUGUGCAAAAAAUUGUGCAAAAACGCGUGUGCGUCUUCCCUCCGCCCCGCGCCACUGCCGGGGGAGUUUUAUCCAGUGAAAUGCACGAUAAUCCAUCACAAAACGAAUCUGGUAAUACUGUGUCGCCUCGUCGCACGGAGGUGGAAGCGGCCGAUUUCCGCAUGGGUCGACUAAGACAUGAGCGAGUGCGGAUACCGCGCCAACCCGAUCUGUUGCGGUCAGCUAUGCAGGUGAUGCGCGUGCACGCGGGGCGCAAGUCAGUGCUGGAGGUGGAGUUCGCGGGCGAGGAGGGCACGGGGCUGGGCCCCACGCUGGAGUUCUACGCGCUCGUCGCCGCCGAGCUGCAGCGCGCCGACCUCGGCAUGUGGCUCGGCGACGCCGCGCACUCGGACCUCGACAGCGCGCCGCACCAUCUCGUCUUACCCGACGAAAAACCUCCUGGAUACUAUGUGACACGUGCAGGUGGUUUAUUCCCGUCACCCUUGCCGCAAGAUUCACCGAUCUGUGAUAAAGUUUGCAAAUAUUUCUGGUUCUUAGGAGUAUUUUUAGCUAAGGUUUUACAAGAUGGCCGACUCGUCGAUCUACCGCUCUCGGAGCCGUUCUUACGUAUCAUGUGUGGCGAAGAACUACCCAAUGAAUGCUUAGAGGAGAUCGAUCCUAUUAGGCAUCGGUUCCUGCAGAGCGUGUUGGCGGCCGCGGACGAGUACGACAGCAUCAUGCGCGACGGCACGUUGAGCGAGGAGGAGCGGUCGCGGCGCGUGGCCGCCAUCUGCGUGGAGGGCGCCACGUUCGAGCAGCUGGCGCUGAGCAUGACGCACGUGGCGGCGCACCCCGACGCGCGCGCCGCGCUGCAGCCGCUGUGCGACGGCGGCGAGCUGCUGGACGUGCGGCCGCACAACGCGCGCGCCUAGAAGGCGGCCGCGCGCUGGGCCGUGCGCGCCGGCGUGCGCCGCCAGACCAACGCCUUCCGCCGCGGCUUCGGCGCCGUGUUCCCGCCGCGCCGCCUGCGCGCCUUCUGCGCCGCCGAGCUGCGUCUGUUGCUGUGCGGGGAGCGCGGGCCCGUGUGGACCAGGGACCAUCUGUUGCAGUACACGGAGCCCAAGCUGGGCUACACGCGCGACAGUCCCGGAUUCCUUCGUCUCGUGGAUGUUCUGGUAGAGAUGUCUCUCCGCGAACGUAAAGCGUUCCUGCAGUUUGCCACGGGCUGUAGUAGCUUGCCACCAGGAGGACUUGCUAACUUGCAUCCGCGACUUACUGUAGUGCGCAAGGUCGAUGCCGGAGACGGCUCCUACCCCUCUGUGAACACUUGCGUUCACUACUUGAAAUUGCCGGAGUACUCAUGCAAAGAGGUACUUCGAGAAAGGCUCCUGGCAGCUACCAAUGAGCGCGGUUUCCAUCUCAACUAGACCACUGAAGAGCUCUGAGUCUGUUGGUGUUGCGGUGUUUGGGAAUAUGUUGAGAAUAACUUUGCACUAUUAUUACUCACGCACUCGCCUAUGAACAUGCGGAAUUAGAAAUAAUUAUCUAUUUAUUCAACAUCAGUAGCUUUUAUCCUUGACUGCUAAGCGAAACAAAACCAUAGUGCUCGCCAGACUUAUUGACCUUACUGAGUAUAAGAACUUAGUUAUUUCUAACAUAGAUAUGUAACAUUAUAGUAUGUCAGCUCAUAAUGUAGAACUGAUCUCUUGAAGCAUAUUUUUUCAAGACAUUAAUAUUUACUCUAUGGAAUAAAUAGUAUUUUAUUAUAUCAAGAUUGAUUGAUCUUAUUCAUUGAAAGAUAAAAGUGUCGUACGUCGUGAUUUUCGUUAUUAUCAUGCAAUAAUAUAUUUUAUUUUAAUAUUAUAUGUUAAAUAAUUGCAUGAAUUUCAAAUAUUAGUUUUAUAGAUUGGGGUGAAUGAAAGAAAAUGUAAGAGGCUGCCUAUUUAUGAUUGGUAUAAAAUAAUGGCAAUAUUCAAAUAAUAUAAUCUUUAAAACAUAAUAUUGCAACAUUCUAAUUAAAGUAUUCAAAAAUUAAACUAGUAUUUGAUAUUAUAAUAAUAUAAGAUAAAUAUUUUUUACACCAAUUGGUCUUUGCUUUAUAUGUAACUUGUUUUAGUAACUUUAUUUGAGUGUGUUUAAUGAUAUAUUUAUAAAGAUAGUAGGCAUCUAGCGUUUCAAGCAAAUUUUAGAUAAAUGUUUGUGUAUGGCGUGGUGAUAUUUAGUUUUAUUUUCAGAUUAUGUAAGUUGUUCCAAGACGAGUUUAGUUGAGUUUGUAGUCUGAUCAGUAAUAAAAAAAUUUCAACCAAUUAUUUUGAUUUCAGUUUGUGCUUCCAUUAUUAUUUUAUAGUACUUGUUCAUCCGAAAGCAUUAACCACAGCGUGAAAGUAAUAACCUUUUAAAGUUAAACAAUUUCAAAAACCAUUUGUAUUGGAACCAAAAAUGCUACUAUUUGGUAAUCAAAUCAUAUAUUUGUGUAACGGUUGAUACGUUAGUUUGGCACGAUUAUUUCAUUUAUAAUACAUAAACAUGUAGUUGAAACAGUAAAUCACAGUGCCUACGAUGUAAGUUGAGAUCGUUGCACCUUAUAUGUUUUUGUGAAACCAUAAUUAGGACUGAAGUAAAUUUUAACUUUACGGUGUGAAACACUAAUGCGUUUCUACGAAAGAUAUUUAGAUAUGUUCCUUUAGUUAAAUAAUAAUUUUGUCAACUGAAAGUUGGUAUAUAUUGUGAUUUAUAAUAUAAACUACUUUACGAAUUAAUAUAUUUAGUUUAAAUUCAAUAGGUAUUUAGAUUAAACUUAUUAACCGUAAUAGCAUCAUGUAGUGCUCAUGUAAUUGUUGUUGAGGAUUGUAUCAAUAAAUUAAGCAAAAAUCA